Lachnellula hyalina is the source of this 2157-nucleotide messenger RNA. RefSeq names its product putative transcriptional regulatory protein. Gene Ontology annotation, biological process: positive regulation of transcription by RNA polymerase II. The transcript has 6 exons. Lineage: Eukaryota; Fungi; Ascomycota; Leotiomycetes; Helotiales; Lachnaceae. Gene Ontology annotation, molecular function: DNA-binding transcription factor activity, RNA polymerase II-specific; zinc ion binding; transcription cis-regulatory region binding. Gene Ontology annotation, cellular component: nucleus. The record is from RefSeq and is a predicted model, not a curated record. The coding region runs from base 1 to 2157 and encodes 718 amino acids.
AUGAGGUCUCGUACGGGAUGCCAGACCUGCCGCUCCAGGAAGCUUAAGUGCGAUGAAAACAAGCCAAUCUGCGGCCAAUGUCGAAAAGGUUCUCGCGAUUGUCAGCCCAGCGAUGGGGUUGUGUUCAGGCAUCAGCAGAAUGCUUCCAUGAAUGGAGUCGGCGAGGUUGACGACGGAAAUGGAAAGCUGGGCGGAUUUUACGCGUAUCGAAAUACCUUCGAUGAACAUAAUAUAUGGGUUGAUGUCCCAAAGACAGUUACGUUCCAUAAUAUCACGGAUCCCUUCAAUAUGGAACCAACUCCGGAACCCGAAUAUCGUCCAGCUUCAACACCUGUUAGUUUACCGCAAAUCGAAGAACGUCCCGAGAACCCAUACUUUCACAUGCAAUAUGACCAAGCUCCAGGUCUCGAGGCUCUAUCUGCGGCUGCCACAAGCAAUAUGCAAUAUAUUCGACCAUUUUCAGCUCCUACACAUUCACCACUCGAGGCUACAGCCUCCCCGCAUUCUUCGAACAAUCUGAAUUUCAUAUUGAAUCCAACUGGGCCAGAUAGAUCUACUGAUGCAGCAUCAACGCCGAUCGAUCCCUCUUUAAUCACGUCCCACCCCUCACCGCAAAGUAAUGAUGUUAGGGCAGUGGAAGACUUUGAAGUAGCAUUCCUCCUACGGCAUUUUGGGGAAACCACUGGGCAAUGGAUGGAUCUGUUUGACCUAGGCUGUUAUUUUGCGCAUCACGUUCCGGUCCAGUCCAUGUCCAAUCCUCUCCUUCGAUACUCCGCAUGCGCAUAUGCUGCUAAGCAACUCGGUCGUGUGCGGGGACGGAAGGCAGUCGUUGGUGGCAAUGUCAGUAGACAGGGCCACAUGGAAUUGUACCCUCGUCCUGAAAAUGUGGACUGGGCUUACAUCGGAGCAAAAUAUUAUGAUCGAGCGAUAUCACUCCUGAUGGAAGAGCUCUCAAAUUCUGGAAAUCAAGAUGGCGUUCCAUUGACCCCAAUAACAGCGGCAGACGAGACCUUCAGCCCGCAAGGAAGCACCGCCUCACCCCAUAGCACCCCGAGGACUCCAGGAAAUAAAAGACGUCGCUUGUCGCGAGCCACUUCUUCCAACCACGCUGAUGAAACAUUGGCAGCCGCUUCUAUUCUGUGUGUGUACGAGUUUCUGGAUAAUGCUAACACCGCUUGGGCACGGCAUCUCAGUGGCACAAAAUCUCUAUUUGACAUGGCGGAAAAAGAGGGCAUGAUGCCAGUACGGUCUCCAACAAGUCCUGGUGCUCUAUCUGAACGCAUAAAGCCAUCAAGAGGUCGAAAGGCUACCUUUUGGAACUUUGCUCGCCAAGAUUUCCUAGCAGCAUUCAUAAAUGAAGGUCAGACGAGGCUCAGCACAGAUGACAUCGGACUAUGGAGAGCUGCCGGUCUCCAUCUCGACGACCAUGGCCUUAUUAUCCCAAGCAACACAGAAGACUCUCAGUUUCCAGAAAGGCAGCUCGUUAUGCGAGAAGACAUGAUUUCGAAUGCUCUGAUAUUUUUGAUGUCCAAGAUAAUCAACUUUCUAGCUUCCGGAGACUCCGUUGAUCACGUCUUUCCUCAAGACCCAGCAAGCCCUUCAGGACUUAUUGGCAUCAAUCAAAUGCUGCUCCUUCAGCGAUGGAAAGAAUUAGAAAAAGAACUUGACACUUGGCUCAAAGGCUUGCCUGAUACGUUCAAACCAUGCGCCCGCCUACCACCAGUCACAGAUGGAAGCAUUCCUACAGACUCUGCAAGAGCAUUAUUCUACGAAAUCUGGUACAGUAUCCCAAUGUGUGCAUCAACCAUGCAGUCCUACCACAUGGCCAGAACAAUAUUACUCAUCAAUAAGCCCCAUGAAUCAACUGCGCGCCGCUCCACCCUUUCAAAUCGCCUGCAUUCAUACCGUUCAAUCGAAGUUGAAGUUCGAUAUCACAGCCAUGAGAUCUGCGGAAUCGCUCUCGGAAGACCCGAAGGGAGUGUCAGGAUACACCAAGUACAACCGCUAUUUGUAGCCGGUCAAUGUCUGACUGAUAGCCGCGAGCGUCGUGUCCUUCUUGAACUCUUGCGAGGUGUUGAAAAUGAUCUUGGCUGGGCCACAGACUACCGCGUGCAGCAGUUGCUGAAAGAAUGGAACUGGAGCCAAUCUUCCCAUUGA